Spinacia oleracea (spinach) is the source of this 4319-nucleotide messenger RNA. Its product is annotated as protein ROS1A. Gene Ontology annotation, biological process: base-excision repair; chromosomal 5-methylcytosine DNA demethylation pathway. The record is from RefSeq and is a predicted model, not a curated record. Gene Ontology annotation, molecular function: DNA demethylase activity; 4 iron, 4 sulfur cluster binding; DNA N-glycosylase activity. NCBI's taxonomy places the organism in Eukaryota, Viridiplantae, Streptophyta, Magnoliopsida, Caryophyllales, Amaranthaceae. The coding region runs from base 658 to 4101 and encodes 1147 amino acids. The transcript is spliced from 21 exons.
UCCUGGAGAUAUAUAUAUUUUUUUUUAUCUUUUUUUGAUAAGGUAAAAAAUUAGGCUAACCCAGUAACCCCCUUGAUAGGGCAAACCUAACAAAAAAUGAAGCCCGCAAAAAAGAGUUUGAUUUUUUUUCAUUUUAGGCCAUUGAACAAAAAUUAAGCUUUACCCCUGACCCACUGCGCAUUCACUUGACUGUCCGCUUAUGAUCAUCUCUACCGGCCAAAAGCAUAGCGUUAGAUAGAACAUCCCACUAUAAACAAUACGAAACUCGGUUUGGUAGUUCGCUCAAACUCAAACACAUGUGAAACAGAAUUUUAGAGUUAUGGGCAACUUUGAAUCAACAAAUUGGAUAUAUUUCUUGAGGAGUCCUACUAUGUUUAUACCUUGUAGGAGCUUUAUGAUCAAAUUCUCCAGCCUACUCAGCUUUUACGAUCAAUAUAAUUUCAUAAUAAUUAAACCCUACUUUUCUCACCACCACCGGCGAAUUAUACUACUACCGGAGAACUACACUACCACCGGCGACUGUACUGUAUUAUCACCGGCGACCUCACUACCACCGCUAGCGAACUACAAAUUUAGCAAGUCUUAGACAAGCCUAAAGGACCUCUUUAGGCACUUCAGCCUCAGCUGCAGGUGUGGAGAACAUAAAAAAAAGACGCAAUGGUUUUGAAGAAGAAGCCUGAGGAGAAAAAGAAACCCAAAUACUUUUGGCCAAAAAUUAAAGAUCCAUGGGCGCAGACUCCUAAGCCUAAAACUCCUAAGCCUAAAACUCCUAAGCCUAAAACUCCUAAGCCUAAAACUCCUAAGCCUAAAACUCCUAAGCCUAAGACUCCUAAGCCUAAAACUCCUAAGCCUAAAACUCCUAAGCCGGUAAGGAAAAGAGUGACUAAGAAAGAUAUUGAAUUAUCUAAAAUACUUGAAUGUAUUCUUCCUGAAAAAGAAACAGAAGAGGCUAACGUAUCUGAAAUACUUGAAAAUAUUCCUGAAGUUUCAAGCUGCAAAAGGGCAUUAAAUUUUGUGAACAUUAGUGUUGGUGAGUUUGAGAAUGUAGGUAUCAAAGAUGUUGAAAAGAAAAGUUUAAAUGAUUCAUCUUGUGAUGUUGGUAAUCAGAUCGAAAAGUCUGGGAAAGAUCAACGAACUUGGAAAGUCUAUCGAAGGAGGCAUAAUAGUAAAUGUUUGGAUGAAUGUAGAAAAAUCGGGAUUAAUUUUCUUGAAAGGUUUAAGAAGAAAAGAAAAGGGGUGAAUAACUUAUUCACCAAAGGUAGUAGAAUGAUGUUAUUACCAAUGCAACUGAAGAUCGAUGGAGAUUCAUUCGAUUGUAUAUUUAGUUUAUUGUUUUCACGAAUGAAGUUCAUCAAGAAGAAAAAGAGAUCGGCAAAGAAAUUGGCAUCGGUUAGAGAUGUUGCGAAACAAACGGGUGACUUAGAAACAAUAUCUUUAUCAAAGACAUGUUUAGAGAGAAAUGAGGUGCGUGUAAAUUUGGACCAAGGUGAAAUUGGAAGUGAUAGAAGUUUACCGCUUGCUCUUUGUUCGGUUUUAGAAAGUAAAGAAAGUGAAACAAAUUCUUCUAGCUCGACUUCAAAGUUAGCGAAAGAGAAGCUGCCAAACCAAAGUGAAAGUGGGAGUGAUAGAAGUUUACAGCUUGCUCUCUGUUCGGUUUUAGAAAGUAAAGAAAGUGAAACAAAUUCUUCUUGCUCGACUUCAAAGUUAGCAAAAGAGAAGUUGCCAAAGGGUCCUACUAAACGCAAGGAGAAGCAAAAGAUACGCCAGGAAAAGCAAAAGCUUAAGAGUUGUUUGAAGAAGCUUAAAGCUUGGAAUGGUAAUGGGAAUAAGGAAUCAAUGGAGCAGAUUAUGGAUCACAUUGUUGAAUACUUUAAAUAUUUGUCAUUCUAUGAAGACCUAGAUUCGAUUGAAAGACUGAGUAUAAUGGUAAGGGGAGAAAAUAAUUUAGCCCUUGUUGCUCAAAGACCAAAUGAAGAAGGUGAUGCUGAAAAACCAUUUGAAGAGACCGAAGAAUUUUGUGAAGAAAGGGAAAUUCUACAAGCAAAGAUGAAUAGAUUCUAUAUGAUAAUGACCAAUUUACAAGGGCCUAAGGAUUUUGUCAAGUGGAAUGGUUCUGUUUUAGACUCGGUCGUUGGAGUCUUUCUUACGCAGAAUGUGUCAGAUGUCCUCUCUAGUAACGCGUACAUGGAAGUGGCAUCUCGAUAUCCUAUUAAACCACAAACCAAUGAAAAUGAGGAUUGUGGUAUAGAUUCAGAUAUCUCAAGCAGCCAAGGGAGUACUGUGAGCACUUCAUGCAGUACGAAUGGCCCAAUCAUCGAGUAUCCUGAGGAAGAAGAAGUAGAAGAAAAAGAUGAAGAAACUAAAGCAAGAGAGAAAGAAUAUGAUACUGCUUUAAAGGAUAUGAUAGCAUCCUUGCCUAAUUUACAGGGACCGGGAAAAGAAAAGAAAGGCGAAGAUGUAAAAGAGUUCGAUUGGGAACCCAUACGACUUUAUUUUCUAGGGAAGAAUACUGAAAGGAGUCCAGACACCCAAGAUUCUGUAGAUUGGGAAGCAGUAAGGAAAGCACCAGUUAAGGACAUUGCUAAAGCCAUUGAGCAAAGGGGCCAACAUCGGAUUAUUGCUGCAAAAAUACAGAGAACUCUGAAUCGACUAGUCGAUAAACAUGGAACUAUGGAUCUUGAAUGGCUACGUCAAGCCCCAUUUGAAGUAGCAAAGGCAUAUUUACUAAGCUUCUAUGGACUUGGCAUGAAAAGCGUUGAAUGCUUGCGACUCUUAACACUUGGCCAUGAUGCCUUCCCCGUUGAUGUAAAUAUCAGUCGAGUUGCGGUACGUUUAGGUUGGAUUCCCCUCGGAACAUUGCCUAAAGAUAUUCCCUUUCAUCUUCUUGAAAAGUACCCGUUAGAAGACGCUAUUCAGGAGUUUCUUUGGUCAAGAAUAUGCAAUAUGGAGCGGAAAAAAUUGUAUAAAAUUCAUUAUCAAUUGAUCACAUUCGGAAAGAUUUUUUGCACGAAGAAAAAUCCCAAUUGUAGAGCAUGUCCAUUCAAGAACGAAUGCAAAUACUAUCAAAGUGUUGAAGAGAGUGCAAGAAUGAAACAUCCUCGGUUGACGUGGACUCAAAAUAAAGAGACUUUAAGGUUGAAGAAGGGUUCUAAAAACAAUAAGAACAUCCAAAAUCCAUUUGACGUCAAGAAAGAGUCUUCUAGACCUUUGUUUCUAGCAUCUAGUUCUAAUUCAUCGCCGGAUAUGUCAAUAUCUUUCCCGGUGUUAAAUCGGACCUUCUCUCAAAAACGUGAUCGUAGCCCUAUCGUUGAGUUUCCGGCCUCUCCAAAGAGGGUUGAAGAACCCGAGCUACUUGACAUUGAAGAUUUGUUAAACAAUACUAAUGAGGCCGAUGAGGAAAUUAUAGAAGUUGAUAUUUGUACUCAAGAGUUCAAGCAAACAGUGAGGGAUCAAAUUGAAAGGGAAAGUGUGACACCACCUCAUAGUGAUGAUCUCUCAAGGCUAGCUUUAGCUAUCACAUCUGAAGACGAUUAUAUUCCUCUACCAAAGCACAUUAAUCCUAUUCGAUUGAGGACGGAACAUCAAGUGUAUGAGUUGCCUCAUAAUCAUCCUCUCUUAAAAGAUUUUGAGCCACAACGAGGGAUAAUACCCUAUCUUCUCGCCAUAUGGACGACACCAGAUUCAGAUGAAAGGAAUGGUGAUAGUUUGGAAGGAUGUUCUGAAAAAGUUCCAGGUGAAUCUUUGACCGUCAAAGGAACAUUUUUGAUACCCGUUCGAACCGCCAUGAAGGAAUCUUUUCCACUCAAUGGUACCUAUUUUCAAGUUAAUGAGGUUUUUGCUGAUUAUCAAACUAGUGAAUGUCCAGUUGAUGUGCUUACAAGUUCUAUAUGGAUGCUACCGAAACGAACUUUAUACUGUGGGUAUAGCACAUCGUCAAUAUGUAAAGGUUUAACAACGGCGGAAAUUCAACGUUGUUGUUGGCAAGGUUAUGUAUGUACAAGGGCUUUCGAUCGUAAAAGCCGUGCACCAAAGCCACUGUCGUCUAGAUUCCAUAACCGUCCUAAGGUGAAGGGGAAAUCGCAAGAGGAAGAGGAAGAAUAGAUAUGCGUUUGGAUUGGCAUGAUGAUUGAUGGUGUAUUUUUUUUAGAGCUUGUUAUGUUCAUAUUCAACGUUAUUGGUUGCAUUUUUUUUCCUUUUACAGAGUACUCCAAUUUAUUAGUGUUCUAUUCUUUGUUGUAUAAAAGAUUGAUUUUUGUAUUAAUUUUGGAAUGAGAGGAAGGGAAUUUUGAUUUAUAGGAAAAAAAUAUGAUCUUCUAUAA